Molecule: messenger RNA, 303 nt
Organism: Fimicolochytrium jonesii
Lineage: Eukaryota; Fungi; Chytridiomycota; Chytridiomycetes; Spizellomycetales; Powellomycetaceae
Exons: 2
Coding region: 1-303 (100 amino acids)
Source: RefSeq, a predicted model, not a curated record
AUGCGGGAGCGCAUUGAGCGGUAUGAAGGCGACCUCAUCCGCGUGUCUUCCAACAAGAAUUCAACGGAGUACAAGUGGGCCGUGGUGUUUGUGGUGAUGUUCCUGAGGGAGUGGCCUAGGCCCCCGAGGACGAAGAGGGAUUUGGAGGAGGAGUUGGAGGUGUACAGUGGGGGACGCCUGCGAUGGAGGGCAUUUGCAGGUGUAGCUGCGCUCAGGCACAUACUGGGCCAGCUGCUUGCGGCGUUCACUUUGGGCACUGGCAAAAUGGCCUCGCUUGUUUGGCAUCAGUUGCAGGUAAAGUGA